Panicum virgatum (switchgrass) is the source of this 2873-nucleotide messenger RNA. RefSeq lists its product as uncharacterized. The coding region runs from base 1 to 2631 and encodes 876 amino acids. NCBI's taxonomy places the organism in Eukaryota, Viridiplantae, Streptophyta, Magnoliopsida, Poales, Poaceae. Gene Ontology annotation, molecular function: cysteine-type peptidase activity. The transcript is spliced from 17 exons. Gene Ontology annotation, biological process: proteolysis. The record is from RefSeq and is a predicted model, not a curated record.
AUGAUGGGCAGUGAGAACAACCAUUUUGUUGAUUAUUGUUAUGAUGAAAUGAUUGGUCAUGUUAAUAUUGAGGAUUGUGAGCUUGAUGAAGCUGUCUUUGAGUUCUACAAGAAAGAGAAAAUCAAGCAACUAAAGAGCAAGCUUACACCAGCUGAGUUGAAUGUUAUUGUGAAUGAUAAGAAAAGUCUUGGUAUAAACAAGCAUGAAGUAAAACAUGGUUUCAGUCGUGUAUCAGCAAAGUAUUUCAGUGAAGUCAUUGAGGCAUUAACCCCUGAUCAGAGAAAGGUGAUAUCUGAUUAUGGCUUUGGUAGUUUACUCAUGUAUGAGAAAUGUGUGGUUCCAACAAAAUUUAUCAACUGGCUCGCUCAUCAAAUUGAUGUCCCCACAUCUGAGAUAGUUGUGAAUGGUAAAUUCAUACAUUUCAACAAGGUGUCAGUCCACAAAGUGCUUGGCGCUCCUAUUGGUGGUGAUCUUUUGAUUGUUGAUUGUGAGGCUGGCGAAGCUUUUGUUUUAUCCAAGUUCAAUCUGACCAAGCUACCACCUGUCAGUUUUUUUGGUGACAAGAUAAAGAAUAAUGAAUCAUUGCCUGAUGAUGAUAUGUUUAUUUGUUUCAUGAUGGUUGCCUUACCAUGCUUCCUCUGCCCUGAUCCUAGCAUGUAUCCAAGCACCAAAUAUAUGAUUGCAUUCAAGGAUUUAAGUCGUUUCCAAAAUAUUGAUUGGUCGUUGAACGUAUAUGAAUGGUUGAUUGGAGCAGUUCGAAAAUUCUGCUUUGGUGUUGGGAAGUCUUUGAGAUCUAUCCAUACUUUUGGUGGUUGCUCAUAUGUCCUUGCUGUCUUAUAUCUAGACUGCCUCAAUUUUGGUACUUUUGAUGUCACUCGAAUGACUCCAAGAAUCUUGGUAUGGAAAGGUUCAAUGAUCAAGCAUUAUUCUGAUUUAGAUGAGUUAAAUGCGUACCAAUAUGGCAAAAGAUGUUUUCGGGAUAUUAUUGAUACUUUGUAUUGUGAGACAAAUGAUGUUGAUUAUAAUGCUUCUGAGCACACUUCGUACACCCCAUCGGCUUCUGGUUUCAGAUCAAGACUUGAGUGUUUGUUUGGUAGAAUGUUGAAUACAAAGCAAAUUGAUGGAAUUUGCGGUAUAUUUGAUGCUGAUUGUACUAAGAUCCCAAGGAAGCAACAGAAACAUUCGGAGAAGUUGAUAUUUCAGAUGCUUAAUUUGUUUGCUGAGUUCAUUCAAAAUCCAAGUAACAAAGCUAAUGAUAACACUAAAGAAAAGUUUGCCACCACAAGUGUUGUUAAUCCUUUACAAUGUGCAAACUUUAAGACUCGUUGUAAUGCCAAUGAUGCUUCUGCAUCAAAGCCUGCUGCUAUUGAUGCAAUUUUUGGUGUUUUGAAUUGUCCUACACCAGGUUUUGUUUUAUCCACACCUGGACUUAUUACGAAGCGGAAUUUGGACAUGAAUGAUGUUUCAUCUGCUCAUGAUUGCCAUAUCUUGAAAAAGCUUAAACCAUUGCCCCACCCAAAGAAGAUGGCCGGUAAAUCUCUUCUCUUUGACCUUGACCCAUGUGGAAACGAUGUGGACAUAGCUGUUCAUGUUAACAAAUGUCGCAAAGAGAAAGUACCAGAUAUAGUUAUUCUUAAAGAGAAUAAUUUUCAAGAUAAGAUUAGGAAAAUGUGCACUAUAAAUGAUGAACUAUAUAACAAGGAAUUCACCUCUUCUAAAGGGACAAUCCCACGUGCAAGUAAAUGCAAUGCAGCAGACAGAACUAAUAUUGACAACAAGGGUUCUUCUAUGUCUUUUGUGGAUGACAAUGAUAUUUGUCCAAUUGACGUUGAUGCAUCUGUUGCUGGUGAUGGAAUGACUAACAAAAGUGUAAGAUUUCCUAUAACUGCACAAGAAAGGAAGAAUUACACAGUUAUUUGUAAGCUUGCAUCAAGUUCCCAAUAUGCAAAGUGUGUUAUUGUUGAUAUUGGGGGCUGCAACUUAAAAUUUUUCUCUCUUGGUGACUCCAUGGCCCUGGAUCAUAAAGUAUGCACCUUUGUGGUGAACUGCAUUUGCCGGAAAUUCUUUUUGGAUGAACGUCCUACUAUUUCUUUGAAGCACUAUUUCUUUUCCUGUGUCUCUGUUGUAUUCAUGAGCGACUCUGAUGACUAUUCAUACAUAGAAAGGUGCUUCAAUGGAGCUGCUUCUGUGCUCCCUUUGCCUCUGUGUGAACUGCUCUUCUUUCCAGUGUUAUAUUGUGAGCAUUGGUUCUUAUUUGUUGUUGAUUUGAAGCAAAAAAUGUUUCUAUUUCUUGAUUCUUAUUUCUCCAAGGAUGAUGAUUAUUCAGUUCUCACAAGAAGGAAACUUAUACCCAGGUUUUGUCAUGCAUGGGAUAUGUUUGUUGGUUCUAAUGUUGAUUUUCAACAUUUCAAGAUUGCGUACCCUCGUGUUCCCAAACAGAGCAAUACAGUUGAUUGUGGAGUGUUUGUUAUCAAAUUUAUGGAGAUAUGGCAUUUUGGAGCUGAUCUACGCAAGGACUUCUCAGCUGAAGAUAUACCCAAUAUCCGGAUUCAAAUUGUCAACGAUCUUCUAAUGAGUGAGCACAACAAGGCUGAUAGAGUGGUUGUUACUAAUUUUCAUGGUCAGGUUUGACUCUCCACACAUCAGGAAGUAGCCCACAAAGCUGUCGGCUAGCAUUUCUUACACAAAUAACACAUUGUAUUUUUGUGACCAAAAAAUACUGUUGUCUUGUUAUUAGUUGAUAUAGUGUCCUAGACAAAAAAAACUUACGAACUUUGGGCUCGAAACCAUUGUAAAAGCUUACAUAUUACAUACAUAGCAAUCUAGUACAAUCUAUGAGAAAUUCAUCAAUAACUAUGAAUUUAUCAGCUCCA